This is a messenger RNA of Mugil cephalus (flathead mullet), 2557 nucleotides long. It is a transcript of the gene nfe2l2a, whose product is annotated as nfe2 like bZIP transcription factor 2a. Gene Ontology annotation, molecular function: DNA-binding transcription factor activity, RNA polymerase II-specific; RNA polymerase II cis-regulatory region sequence-specific DNA binding. Lineage: Eukaryota; Metazoa; Chordata; Actinopteri; Mugiliformes; Mugilidae. The record is from RefSeq and is a predicted model, not a curated record. Bases 370 to 2160 code for a protein of 596 amino acids. Gene Ontology annotation, biological process: regulation of transcription by RNA polymerase II; cellular response to oxidative stress. Gene Ontology annotation, cellular component: nucleus. The transcript has 6 exons.
CAGCUGCUGCGAAGGACUAUAUCGGCUCUGGACCGCUCGCCAUUUUUAUUCUGCCAUUUGAGGAAUAAUACACACAUUUACAAGUGUUAGGUGUGUGUUUUUUUUUAACAGAGACACAUCCAUGAUGAUGGAAGCUGAGGUGAUGCAUUCCAGUCAACAGUCGCUGGGAUAAACCUGUCACAAGAAAGGGUCAGAGGAAGUGCACGGGUGACUGAUGAGGGCCUAAAUGGAUGUUUUGGAACAUGCGCAGCUGCGUUUCAUCAUCCUUGGUCAAGGCUUGAUGUCCAGUGCGUUGUGAUGAAAGGAGGGGUAAUAAACCACCGGAGCCAGGCCCCCUUUGAGGCCCUCGUGUUAGGCUGAAGAGAGGACAUGGACCUGAUCGACAUACUGUGGAAGCAGGACAUUGAUCUGGGUGCCCGGCGUGAGGUGUUUGACUACAACCACCGCCAGAAGGAGCAUGAGCUGCAGCGGCAACGGGAGCUGGAGGAGGAGAAGAGGCUGCAUCUGGUCCGGGAGCAGGAGAAGGCCCUGCUUGCACAGCUGCAGCUCGACGAGGAGACGGGAGAAUACAUACCUCGCGUGCCACCCAGCGCUCCUCUGCAGUCAACCGGCGCACCUCUAGAGGUUACACAGAAUGUCGGCUUCACACAGGAGAAUGGUGGUGCCAUGUCAUUCGAUGAAUGUUUGCAGCUACUGGCAGAGACGUUUCCUUUAGAUGAAACGGAGAACACUUCAGUUUGCCUGGACACAUCUGCUGUUUCGUUGCCCAUCAGCAGCAACAUGAUCAUGUCCCCCGAGCAGCCAGCCAUGUCUCCGGCCAGCCUCUCUCCAGGACAGCUGCCGCAGCCACCGCCACCGCCACCAUCGCAGACGAUGUCUCCAGAUUUGGAGCAGGCCUGGAUGGAGAUUUUGUCCCUCCCCGAGCUGCAGCAAUGUCUGAGCAUGCCAAUGGAGGACACACCAAGCAGCCCCGAAGUGCAGAAUCCAAACUACUCUUUUUACCCCAUGACCAGUCUGACAGAUGGGAAAACAAACAGUUUAAACGUCAGCCCUGCGGACUUUAUGAAUACUUUUGAUGCCUCUGUUCCCACUAUGGCUCCACCUGGCGACCUCAGCCAGAUAAAGCCGAACGCUACUCAGCUAGAUGCUAACUACAGCGCAGAAAACCUCUGCGACAUGUUUUACCCCAGCACGGUGCUGGAGGGGAGCAACGGUCAACACGGCCUCGAAGAGCACGAGAGCACCACGACAUUGUCCGACAUCCCAAACAAAUGCAGCUUCACAUCCAUGGACCUUUACAGCCUCUCGCCUGGAGAGUCAUUUGACAGUGGCAAACAAAAUUUGACAGAUCUGCCCGACUCCGAUUCGGGAAUCUCUACACAAUCGAGUCCAAACGCUAGUUCGCCUUCUAAGUCGGCGUAUGGAGGCGGGUCCUUUGGUUACAGCGAUUCGGAAAUGGAUGAGAUGGACCACAACCCAGGGAGUGCAGAAUCCGAUUACUCCGAGAUGUUCUCGUUAAAUUACCAACCCGAUGACCUCCAAUCGUCAGUUUCUGUACUCAAUGGGGAUCCACAAGAGCUUCAGGAAAUGAAACCCAAACAGCACACGUCAGACCCGGCGGAAGAGAGCGGCCACAGCAGCGCUCCCUUCACCAAAGACAAGAAGAAGCGCUCUGACGCACGUCUCUCCAGAGACGAGCAGCGGGCCAAGGCCCUCAAAAUACCGUUCACCGUCGACAUGAUCAUCAAUCUGCCCGUUGACGACUUCAAUGAGAUGAUGUCGAAACACCAGCUGAACGAGGCCCAGCUGGCCCUGGUCCGCGACAUCCGCCGCCGAGGCAAGAACAAGGUGGCCGCCCAGAACUGCCGCAAGCGCAAGAUGGAGAACAUAGUGGUCCUGGAGACUGACCUGGACUCGCUGAAGGACGAAAAAGAGCGGCUACUGAGUGAGAAGAGCAAGAACAUCACAAACCUGAAGGAAAUGAAGCGGCAGCUGAACAGCUUGUACCUGGAGGUCUUUGGCCUGUUGAGAGAUGAGAAGGGGGACUCCUACUCCCCGGCGGAUUACUCCCUCCAGCAGUCGACUGACGGAAACAUCUUCCUCGUUCCUCGCAUUAAAAAGACUUACAAGAGCAAAGACAACCGCAUAUCUCCUUUAUAAUAUGGUACUGCGUUUUUCAUAGUACACUAUGCAAUAACUUUGUAGUCGCUCAGCUUUAAGCAUUAGUAGCCCAGAACUAUUGUAUAGUUUUCGCUUACUUCUCUUGAAUGUUGUAAUAUUUUUGAUAUUUUACUUCUUUUGUACUCGGAUACUCUCACAGAUUCUUUAACCAAUAGUUUGUAAAUAUAAACAUUAUCUGCUGUUGAGAAUGAUGAAAAUGUUACUGUAUGUGUGUGUGUGUAUAUAUAUUAAUAUAUUGUAUAUAUCCUAUUUCCGUAUGCUAAUGAUCAUUUCAAUGAAUGUUACAUAUUUUAUAACUAUCUCUCUAUGAUUUGCUGGCCACUUUAUUUUUUUAAACCUGACUUCUGUGCUUUUAAAUAAACCCUUCAUAUAGCCA